AUGGUUAUAUUUUUACUGGUAUUCCUGAUUUAUUGCUCCUUGAUGCAAUUGGGCCUUGCUUCAAAAGAUGGUCUCAGCGCAGUACAGCUAAAUACCGAGGAUUUUCCCUUCACAACCGUUGUGGACGUUUUAUCUCAAAAUGUCGAGUUUUCCACCUUUCUGAGACUGGUUCAGCGCGAUCGACACAUUCCAUAUUUGAAUGGGCUAGAUAAUUUCACACUUCUUGCCCCGGUCAAUUCAGCAUUUUACCUAAAAUAUGAGCAUAACAAACUUGACAUUCAAGAUUAUGUGAUUCACAACAGAGUCUUAUUCUCCAAAGAGCUUGAACCGGGUUUCCACCUUUACUCGGAUGGUUAUCGCUAUCCACUGUUAAUCCAGGUGAAAAGUCAUCAAAUUUAUUCUAUAAAUGGAAUAACGGUGGUAGAACAUGAUCUUCAGCCAAGCAUGCAGAACGCCAGUGUUCAGGGUCUUUCUGAAACAAUUCGCGACGUUCCACCCUUGCUUGACGUCAUUGCCGGGGAGAAUGAGAACAAUGAAGGUGAUUUAUCCUUGUUUUCGAGAAUUCUUGCAAGUUUUUAUGAUGUGGAAGAGCCCAUGGAGAAAUCAUUUUCCAACAAGACUCUCCUUCUACCAGCAAACUCGGCCCUUCGAGAUCAAUUCAAUGAGCUCGAGAUAAAAUACCUAACCUUACCAAUCACAGAUGAAAGGGCUUUCCCUCGGCCCAAUACUGAGAGUAACUUAGACCAGAUUAUAAAAGACAAGAUGAGAAUUUUCGAUGCGUGCCUGAUAAAUGGUCUUCAGGGCGGUCUUUUGAACCGGACAGAGGUACCGACUUUAAACGGCGGUAGGCAUCAAAUAAUGUCAGUGGACCAAGGGGCUACGUUUGUCCUCGAUGGCAUUUCAGCUGCUAAAUCCAAUGUCAUAUACGAAAAUGGGGUCUUACACACGUUCCGCCUUCUACCUCAUCUGCGUCAAGGCUUUGUGUUUAAUUCCGAAAAAUACCUUCUCGGUUUAAAUUGCUCUCAGUUCGUCGCCGAAGUUCAUUUCAGAGGUCUGAGUAGCCUCAUUAACGAUAACUCCAGAUCUUUGACCAUAUUUGUACCUGAGCCGUCGAACUCUCACAAUCCCGGGUUUUCCAAGUAUGCUUUGCUAUAUCAUUUUACGGAUGGCCAACUAGAUCUGAGUAGGCUAGGUUCUGACGACGAGCGACGUAAGUCGGAGCUCCACGAUUCCCUAUUUUGCUCUUCUAAUAAAAAAUUGGGCGGUCACUGCCAGCGCUUCAAGUUAGAGAAAGUGAACUUCAAGAAAAAAGAGGUUGUUUUGAUCAAUGGGCGGGAAGUUUUGAAUUAUGAUCACCCUCUCACCAUUGGAAAUACAACAAUUUACCUUACGGAGGAUGAACUGACUCUCCCUCCUGAUUUCAUAACAAUUGUCAGUCCCCUGCUGCAUUGCUCGAAGUCCCUUUAUUAUCUUCAAAAUCUCAACUUGCUAGAUUUGCCGGGCAACUUUCGAGGGUACACGAUUCUGCUUCCUUGCUUCGACUCGUGGACCAAUUUUGACCUUGUCCUUGACUAUUUGGAACGCAACGUAACCGCCUUGAACGGACUGAUGAAAUCUUUCAUGUUUAAUGGACUGCUUUACUCUGAUACGAAAAGCACGGUUGCCUCGCUCACGGAUCUGAAUGGACAGGACGUUCACGCCAAUAUCGAGCACGAAACAAAUGGGAAAGAUGUCUCGUUGCAGUUGAAUACCUUCGACAGUCCAAUAAUCUUGACAGAGGGAAAAGAUUUGAUAUAUGACCAGGGAGUGGUUCACUUGCUCAAAUCGAUGUCAUUCCCCAAACUAGUUCAAGUAACGCUCAAAAAUCUACUUGACACUACCGGAUCCAGCGACUUCAUGGAAUUCUUGAAUGCCUUUGAGUCGUUCGCGAAUAUAAUCAACAAUGAUGAGCCGUAUUCUUUUAUUGUACCAACAGCCAGAUCCCUCCUUUACGAAGACAUCAAUUUAAACUCAACAACGCUAGAGCAAUUCAUUAAGCUGCAUAUUAUUCCCGGUAAUUCGACAGCCGCCCUAAUUAACUGCGACGAAGACAUAGAAACACUCCAUGGUCAGCACCUAGGUUGUCAUCGUAUGGCUUCCGACGAUUUCCUCUAUUUGAAAUCUGGGAUCGAAAAGGAAGUAAGGAUUCUAAAGAAAGGAUGUACUUCUUCAGACAACAGUGCUUGUGUUUUCCUCGUUGAUCGUCCAAUAUCCCUCUCGUGGCUCAAACACGAAAAAUACAGCAUUAGUCUUCCGGGGUUCGCCUUGGCCAUCGGAUUAAUGCUGGGUAUUCUGUUUUUCGCUCUGCUCUCAAUUUGUGUGUCGGUGGCGUGCCUCGGAAAAUCGCGAAAAUCCGACUACGAGGAGAAUGAAAAUGAUUGUUCUCCGAGUGAUGAGCACACACCCUUGAUGCGCAACGGUACUAUGAAUAACCCCCCAUCAAAUGAUGUCCGAGAUUACGGUUGUGAGACUGAAACAGGGAACGGGCCUUCCGCAGAUCAAACUGAAAGAGGACCCUUUGCAAACACCUACUCAACAAAAUCAGUAAGCACACCCAUCGCAGUCGGCCCAAAAUUCUUCCCACCAACGUCGUGA
Messenger RNA from Lachancea mirantina, 2634 nucleotides. The record is from the annotation of a GenBank genome assembly. Lineage: Eukaryota; Fungi; Ascomycota; Saccharomycetes; Saccharomycetales; Saccharomycetaceae.